CUGCUCUGGGGCUUCAUCAUCUGGGUGCUCGUCGACGAGACGGGAUCGUCAAGCGAAGUGACGCGUUGGACGAAGUGGAUCACGAGUAACUUUACGUGGCUGUACGUCGUCACGCAGGAUGUCUGGUUUAUCUUCAUCUUGUAUCUUUUGGGUACAAAGUACAAAGACGUGAAACUCGGUCGCGACGACGAAGAACCCGCCUUUGACUAUUACGAAUGGUUUUCCAUGAUGUUUGCGUGCGGUAUCGGCGUUGGUCUGUACACUUUCAGCGUCAUGGAACCCAUCAGCUACUACCGCGGCGUCGUGUCAAAGCUUCCGAUCGUCAACGACGAUCAGCGCGCGCAGCAGGCGAUCACGCUCACGCUCUUCCACUGGGGCCUUCACGGUUGGAUUCCGUACGUCCUCGUCGCGAUGACUUUGGGCGUCGUGUGCUACCGUCACGGACGUCCGAUGACUAUCCGCUCCGCGUUUUAUCCGCUCUUCGGCGAAAAUAUCAACGGUCUCUUCGGCGACGCGAUCGACGCGUUGUCCAUCGCGACGACGACGUUCGGCGUGUGCACGUCCCUCGGGCUCGGCGUCACGACGAUCGCGUCUACGAUGAACCGCUUGAACAGCGAUGUGGAUCCAAACGAUGACGCCACCAAGAUCCUAAUCAUCUGGUUGAUCACUGCCGUCGCAUGUACGUCGGUCAUUUUGGGUUUGAAGAACGGCAUCAGAAGGCUUUCCAAGAUUACGUUCUCCAUCGGUCUCAUCUUGCUCUUUGGAAUCAUCGUCGCGGACAACCCUUGGUUCUUACUCAACUCUUUCGUGCAAUCGAUGGGUCAUUACCUUAACACCAUGUGGGGCGUGCGAACCGACGACGGUUUCAUGAACACGUGGACCCUCUUCUAUUGGGGGUGGUGGAUUUCGUGGGCCCCGUUCGUCGGCAUGUUCAUCGCCAGGAUCUCGCGUGGUAGAACCGUCGGUGAAGUCAUCAAGGGUGCAUUCAUCGCGCCUAUUUUGUUUGGUUUCUUUUACCUCACCGUUUUGGGCUCCCUCGGAAUCAAAAUGGAGCGCAUCGCCGAGCUCGCGUUGACGACGGCGCCGGCGGACGUCGACUGGCGAAGCGGCGACCCUUACGGCAAAUUAUCGACGCUCUUUCAAGCGAUGAUUCUCAUCGCCAUCAUCCUGUACUUUAUCACGUCGUCGGAUUCUGGAUCGUACGUCGACGACUUGAUCUCCGCCAUGGGCUACGAAAAUCCGCCAGUGUUGCAAAAGGUUUACUGGGCGUGCACCGAAGGCGCGCUCGCGCAAGCUUUGGUGACUUCCGGCGGCUUGAAAGUGGUGCAAGGCGUCUCCAUCGUCUGCGGUUUGCCGUUUACGUUUGCUCUCAACUUUAUGGUCGUCUCUCUCUGGCGCGCGCUGAAGGAUGAA
Molecule: messenger RNA, 1413 nt
Organism: Ostreococcus lucimarinus CCE9901
Lineage: Eukaryota; Viridiplantae; Chlorophyta; Mamiellophyceae; Mamiellales; Bathycoccaceae
Product: BCCT family transporter: carnitine/choline
Exons: 3
Biological process (GO): nitrogen compound transport
Cellular component (GO): plasma membrane
Molecular function (GO): transmembrane transporter activity
Source: RefSeq, a predicted model, not a curated record